CAGUCUAAUCCCACUGUAGCCAUUAUCCCUAUGCACUGUGGAAAUGUUGACUCUUGGUUCAGUAACAACUCAAACAUUUACCUUUGACCAUCUGUACUCUCUAAUGUCCAUCUCCAGUCCUGUGCUGCCAUGUGUGCCAUGAAGAAGUUCCUUGUUGUUCCUAUCUUAAAACUUUCUUUUGAUCCCUGCAGAAUUACGUGAUAACAGAACAGGCUACAAAAGAAGAAGAAGAGCUUAUUGCAGAGGAAGAGGAAGAACUUACUCCAGAGGAAAAGAGGAAACUGGAAAGGAAAUUAAAAAAAGAGCGCAAGAAGAAGGAGAGACAGCUGAUGAGGGAAGCUGGAAUCCCCAUUAAAAAGGUGGAGCCCAAAAAGCCAUCAGGAUCUGAGCGGGCUCUGGCCUAUUUAACCAGCUGGUCUAAAAACCCAGAAGAAUGGAAGUUUCAAAAGACAAGACAGACGUGGCUUCUCCUGCACAUGUAUGAUAAAGAGAAGGUUCCAGACAAGUAUUUCCCCAUUUUACUGGAUUAUCUGCAAGGGCUUCAGGGCAAUGCACGAGACAAAACUGUGCAGAAAGCUGAAGCUUUUAUGAAGGAAUUUGAUGGUUCUGAUGGAGAAGACCCAGACCUGCUGGGGAAGUGUGAGCGCAUCAGACAAGUUCUACAACUGCUGUCCUGAGAGUAUUUCUGUGUCAUAAUUGUUGUCUGGUGGAGGGAAGGAGAGGAUGUCCCACACAGAGGCUGUAAAGGAUUUGUAAAGAUAAUACUAAAUUUUAUACUCGUAAUUCUUUCCCAUUGAAAAUAUUUCUUGUGUUUUGAGGUGAUGAAAUAAAAAUAGCAUGUAUAGCCCAUCGUCUUGCUAUUAAUCUUAUUGCACCUCUUUGCAAGAAUAAACCUCUCUCCCUCUCUCCCUCUCAUUAAUUUUUUUUCCAUCUCUCCCUCUAAUUACUGUUAAAUAUGAGGAACUUUGCAGCUCUUAAUAAGGAGAGCAAAGGAACCAACAUAAAGCCUGGAAGGUCUUUUACAAUGGCAGCUUUUAAAAUGAGUGUACAGUACAGUGAGUGCUCAGCCAGCUGUAAUCUCUCACUUUCAGCUUCAGAAGGAUGUCACUUGGAUUUGGGAAAGAUCAUUUUCAGUCUGUUGAACACAGGUUGUAUAACACAGUUGCUUAUUAGUACUUCACACAGUGAUCUGGAGAUACCAUCGGCUUUGUUGGCUUUCCUUUCAUAUUUUAAAGUUUUCAAGUGCAUUAGGGCAAUUGUUUAGAUACUCUGAUAAUGCACAGAUGGGAACAGAUCAAAUCCUUGACUAUAUGUUGUGAAAUCAUCACAUCGUAGCUAAACUUAGCCUACAAUCAGAAGUGCUCUGCUGUAUCCAGCCUGCCAAUAUUGCAUUUUCCUUUUCCUCCUGCAAAUGGCAUCCAAAAGAGUUAAUUCAUGUUCAUUCCUUUUGGCAUGGAACAUUUGUCUCUUAUGAAUGUGCUGAAAAUGAGGCUUUCAAGUAAAAACCAAGGACAUUAAUUACUCAAA
Lonchura striata (white-rumped munia) is the source of this 1527-nucleotide messenger RNA. Lineage: Eukaryota; Metazoa; Chordata; Aves; Passeriformes; Estrildidae. The record is from RefSeq and is a predicted model, not a curated record.